AUGAAGUCCUUCUUCGCUCUCGCCACCCUGGCCAGCCUGGCCGCUGCCAUCUGCGACCACGGCACAACCUUCUUUCCCCGGAGCGUCGACGAGGUUCACGUUGCCGAUUUCGGCUUCAACGAGCUCGAUGGCCCGCUAAACUGGCACGCUCUGGCCCCUGGUAACAUCAACUGUGCCAAGGGCAAGAACCAAAGCCCCAUCAACCUCGCCUCGUCGGAAUGGAAGACGGUGGCUGGCAGCAGCCUCGGUUUCAACAUUGACACGGUCCCCAACACGGGCGCGAAGUUCCUGAACCUGGGCAGCACCGUCGAGGUUGUUGCUAACGGCACCCUGGUUCGCAGCGGCAAGACGUAUAACCUCGUCCAAUUCCACUUCCACACGCCGAGCGAGCACCGCGUGGACAGCGAGCACUACCCCAUGGAGGUGCACUUUGUCUUCCAAGCUGCCGAUGCGUCCCUUUCCGUCGUUGGUUUCCUCAUUGAGGUUGGCAACGCCAGCCAGGCCCUGAAGCUCUGGCCCAAUGUCUUCAAGAACCUCAACGACAUCCGUGACCCCGGCACCCUGACCAAGACCGGCCCCCUGUCCUUCAACGAGCUCAAGAACCACCUCGCCAAGUCCGCCGUGUUCCAGUACUCGGGCUCCCUGACUACCCCUCCCUGCACCCAGAACAUUGCCUGGAACGUCGUCAAGCAGCCUGUCUACAUUGACCUCGCCAACUACAUCAGGGCCAAGAGCGUCAUGAAGUUCAACUCGCGCAUCACCCAGAACUUCCCCGGCGAGAUCAACCUCAUCGAGAACGCCUGCAACUCUCUGUAA
Messenger RNA from Verticillium alfalfae VaMs.102, 816 nucleotides. RefSeq names its product carbonic anhydrase. Gene Ontology annotation, molecular function: zinc ion binding; carbonate dehydratase activity. The coding region runs from base 1 to 816 and encodes 271 amino acids. The transcript is spliced from 2 exons. NCBI's taxonomy places the organism in Eukaryota, Fungi, Ascomycota, Sordariomycetes, Glomerellales, Plectosphaerellaceae. The record is from RefSeq and is a predicted model, not a curated record.